AUGGAAGUCACUACUGAUGAAGGGUAUUUCCACACGUAUGCCAUUAAAUUCCGGAGUACAAUUAAACCGGAAGAAUUCGAACAGUUUGCAAGCCUUUCAACGGAUCGGGAGCGAUUCACGUUUGUGGACGAGCUGAAAAGGCGCGUAGUGAAUGAAUUACCUCUCGAGCAUUCGUUAGAUAAAGGUAAAUGUUUGGAAAAGGCUCUGCAUCAUAAGGCGAAUGGUGAUCGAUUGCAACGAAAUAAGGAUUGGUUAAAUGCGUUGAAAAGUUACAAUCAGUGCUAUUUGCUUCUCCCGGAAGAAAACGUACUCGAGAAAGCGCACCUUCUGGAUGAUCGAUCGCAGCUACUGCUGAAUCUUGGUAAAUUGGAUCAAUCUUUAGAGGAUGCCGAUCGUGCAAUCGUCUACGGUUAUCCAGUAGAACAGCUGACAACAGUGUGGGAACGCAAAGCACGUAUUUACCAAACCAAGAAGGAUUUCAAGAUGGCUGUUGAAUGUUUCGACAAAGCGAUCCAUUAUCUGAGUCUUCGCUCCAGUUUAACGCCCGAGAAUCGGGACAAAAGGAUUGGGGAAUUGAAAAAACUCGUCGAUACUGUGUACUACCAAUAUAAAAAUGUACAGAAGUACCUAGAACCAGCGAAAGGAAGUCGGUCGUUUCAACCUCAUCUGGAUGGGAGUGUACAGUACGACAGCACAGAAAAGGAGGGUCGUUUCGCUACCACCAAGACCGACAUGCAACCAAAUCGGGUGAUUCUAAAAGAAAAACCACAUGCUGCCACCUUGCUAAAAGAAUACAGUGGAACGCACUGUAGCGAUUGCUUCGAGAGAAUUAACGUGCUGUACUGUUGUCCUGGCUGUACUGAUGUUGUGUUUUGUUCGGGGCGAUGUGAAAAGAAUGGAUGCGCAAGUUAUCAUCAGUAUGAGUGUGGAUAUUUGCGCUCACUGUGGAAUUCGGGUGCUACAAUUGUGAGUUUACUGGCGCUUCGGGUUAUCACACAGAAGCCUUUUUCUUACUUCGACGAAAUGCGACAGAAGUUAUCGGGUUUGGCAGCUAGCCUUACGGAUAAACUCCCAGAUGAAGACUAUCGGAAGAUUUUUAAACUGGUUACACACUCGGAUAAACGUUGCACUGAGGAUUAUCUUAUUUGGACAUUAAUGGCGACCAUGUUGAACUCAGUACUAACGAUGUCGAACUACAAUACAGACAAACAGAAAGAUAACUUCCUGGGAUAUCUGCUGCUGCACAAUCUGCAAAUAAUCAACUACAAUGCACAUGACGUUUCGGAAGUUCAACGCAAACAUUCAAACGAAACGGGAGUAUCUGUCGCCAUAGGAGCAGCGCUAUAUCCAAUGUUGGCACUCUUCAAUCACUCAUGUGAUCCCGGCAUUGUGCGGUACUUUUCCGGCACGACGGUACACGUUCGGACGAUUAAGAACAUCGCUGCCGGUACAAUAAUCGCAGAAAACUAUGGACCACUUUACACACGAAUGUCCCGCCCGGAGCGUCGAAAAUUGUUGGCCACCAAUUACAUGUUUGAAUGUAACUGUCAUGCUUGUGCUGCAGACUGGCCUACAUGCGCGGACAUGAUACACUCGGUAAUACGGUUUCGAUGCACCGGUACCGGUUGCCAGGAGGCAGUGCCAUACAAUCUUCACUCGGAUUGCCAAGGAGUGCGGUGUCACGCCUGUGGACACAUAGUAGACAUCGGCGAUCGGAUUAGAAAGUUGCGGGAAGCUAACAUGAUUGAUCGAUUCAACGAGGCAAGUCAUCUCUAUCAGGUAGGUCUGUUCGAGCACGCACUAUCCAAGUAUGCUGCGAUCAUGAUGAUCCUGGAUCAGGUACUCGUACCACCUUAUCGCGAUUAUCACAUAUGCCAGCAGGGAAUGCGUCGCUGUUGUCUCGAACUCGGUAGUUGUUACAUAUCAUGCCCAAUUAGCAAACAGUAG
Anopheles marshallii is the source of this 1947-nucleotide messenger RNA. RefSeq names its product SET and MYND domain-containing protein 4-like. Bases 1 to 1947 code for a protein of 648 amino acids. The record is from RefSeq and is a predicted model, not a curated record. Lineage: Eukaryota; Metazoa; Arthropoda; Insecta; Diptera; Culicidae. The transcript has 6 exons. Gene Ontology annotation, molecular function: protein binding.